Messenger RNA from Naegleria fowleri, 1380 nucleotides. RefSeq lists its product as uncharacterized. Gene Ontology annotation, molecular function: calcium ion binding. The record is from RefSeq and is a predicted model, not a curated record. The transcript has a single exon. Gene Ontology annotation, cellular component: endoplasmic reticulum. The coding region runs from base 1 to 1380 and encodes 459 amino acids. Gene Ontology annotation, biological process: endoplasmic reticulum calcium ion homeostasis. Lineage: Eukaryota; Heterolobosea; Eutetramitea; Acrasida; Naegleriidae.
AUGCAAAUUCUCAACCAUCGACUAUUAGUGUUCAUAUCCUUGACGACUCUUCUUGUUUGCAUCCUGGCACUCAGUAGCCAUCAUGAUCGAGUGUUUCAACAAGAUUGUUGCUCCUCAGGUUUUUUCGGAAUGAAUGUAGUGGCUGAAGAGAAUGAGGAAGAUGCUGCUGCUAAUUUUUGGAAUGCCAUUCCGACGAAAAUCAUUGAAACCACCACAACAACAACAACAUCUUUGGAUGAUACUGAUGCUUCUACAAUUCAUCAUCAUGAUGAGGAAGAGGAAGAACCACAUACUACUUUUACAAAACUGAAGGAAGAAGGCUCGACAAAGACAGCAUUAUCGGAAAACAAUGAAGAGGAUGAGUUUGAAUUUACAGAAGAUGAUUUUACUUCAAUUCAAAGCAAGAUUAAUCUUCAACAACAAGAGGAUAACAAGGAAAACGCUGCCGCUGAUGAAACUGCAGAAAAGGAACCAGUCCGAUUAUUUGGAUUUCCCAAACAAGAACACUUUUAUUAUGAAAUGGGCAUUGGAGCCUUUAUUUUGGUAUCACUCUUGGUUUACUUGAUGGGAAGAACGAGUGCUGAAUCAACAUUCAAGAAUUGGACAGAAAACAAUGCAUUGAGAAGAGUUUUGGAAAAACAUUUUACCAAGGUGAACUUUAUGCGUGAUGGUGCUAAUCAAUUUAUUGUCUAUGCAACUGGUAAUGAGGUAAUGAAACACCUCACAUUUAAGGUGACCUUUCCAAACAAGCAAGAUUUACUCAUGGGAAUGAUUGUUAAGCCAUUCAUGAGCAUGCUAAGUGGAGGUUCUUUAUUUGGUGAAACUGAAAUCAUUCUCGAAGUUAUCCUUCCAAGAUCAUUUGCAGUUCUUUUCGGAUUUUGUGAUCCAAAAAAUUAUAAGAGUUUUCUCAAACAACAUGAACCUUUACAACUGUAUACAAAACACGCUUCAUGUGAAGUUGCAGGAAAGCAGUAUGCUGUUUUUACAGACACUCCAGGAUUGAUUGCAAAAGUCAUGUCUCAAUCAUUUGUCUCGAAUCUGCAAGGAGAACUUUUGAUUAGUGACCUUCUUAAACCACGCAUUGCUGACACUCAUCUCAUUCAAUGCAUCACACUGAAAACCAAGAUUAGCUAUGACAAGACUCUCUCAAACAGCACGGAGAUCGUUUCAAAAACUAACAAGAAGCUCAAAUUUGAGAACUGGCUAGAUGAAUUGUUAUACUUCAUGUCCUUUGAAUUUACUUUAACUCCACAAGAAGCUGAAAGAAACAUGAAGAACAGAUUAGAAAUUCAAGAAAAUAUCGAGCAGGAAAAGAAGAAGGAAAAAUUGAAGGAAGAAUCGAAAGAAAAUCGUCUGAAAAAACUUUCCAAGAAAAAGUAA